This is a messenger RNA of Aedes albopictus (Asian tiger mosquito), 876 nucleotides long. RefSeq names its product dynactin subunit 6 (gene DCTN6-p27). The record is from RefSeq and is a predicted model, not a curated record. Bases 138 to 713 code for a protein of 191 amino acids. Gene Ontology annotation, cellular component: dynactin complex. The transcript is spliced from 3 exons. NCBI's taxonomy places the organism in Eukaryota, Metazoa, Arthropoda, Insecta, Diptera, Culicidae. Gene Ontology annotation, biological process: mitotic spindle organization. Gene Ontology annotation, molecular function: dynein complex binding.
GUUUGCCAUCAUCGUCAUCAAAAUCAUCAGAAGCAAUAUUUUUGUCAGAAAAUGUCAGUACCGUAAUCGCAGCCAACGAAACUGUUUAUAUUUUUGCACAACUUCCAAAUCAAAAAUCUAUUAAGUUAUUCUCGAAGAUGAGCAUCAAAAACGACAUCAAAAUCAUGCCCCGCUCGAUGGUCUGCGAGGACAGCAAUCUGCGGGGUGACAUCACCAUCUCCAGUGGGUGCGUGAUCCACCCGAGCACGACCAUCAUCGCCGAGUCGGGUCCCAUCGUGCUUGGUGAGAACUGCAUCGUCGAGGAGUACGCCACGAUCGUGUACCGGAUUCCCAAGCAGCAUCCGGCCUAUCAGGACGUGCUGGACGGGACGGUCAAACCGCUGGUCAUCGGACCGGACAACAUCUUCGAGGUGGGCUGCACGGUGGAGGCGCUCAAGAUUGGCGAGCGGAAUGUGUUCGAGUGCAAGAGCUACGUAUCCGCCGAUGUGGUCGUCACCAAUGGGUGCGUCAUUGGGGCCGGGUGUCGGCUGGUGGGCGAGCAGGUCUUGGCCGAGAAGACCAUUGUCCACGGGAGGCAGUGUCAGCAGCGGGAGGCGAUCGAGAAACAAAAGUCCCAAAUGGUUCAACUCGAUUAUUUGCGGAAGAUUUUGCCCAAUUAUCAUCAUCUGAAGAAAGCUACGUAUGAUCCGAAGAAAGUCAGGGCACAAGUUUGAUUGAGUUGAUUGUUAGAGUAAAGAAUGGCAAUUUAUGUUUAUUUAACCGUAUAUACACAUGAUACUGACUUAUAGUAUUUAUAUUAAUUUUAAAAAUGCAUAAACCAUCUUCACUUUUGUUCUAUUCUAUACUGCACAUUAAUACAUUAACAAGUAACGCAAA